AUGGCCAUGGCCACGGCGCAUGGCCCGGGAGAUCCCAUCGUGCUUGUCCGGGAUAGCUUCAAGCACUACAUCGAGGCCUUCGGGCAAGUCUCUCUGAGAUGGACCCAAGUUGCGAUUCCCGAGGCGGUGCUACAGCACUUGACUGAGCUGCAGAGGCGCUGGCAUCCCCUUCAUGUGCCGGGAAAGUGCGCAAGCUCGAAGCAGGUCGAGGAGUUGGCGGCUCUCUGCCGCGAAUGUGGCCUCGCCUCGGCCAAGGCAGUGGUCGCUUGCGACAGGGUGCUCCGACGACAAAUCCAGGAACCCAAGAAAAACUGUGAUAGAUCUCGACUCGAAGAUAGCCCACCUGCUGCUACUGACCAAAGAGAGGAGCUGCGGCAGCUAAUGGCGAAGCGCUUGCAGCGCGCCUACCGCGGAUUUCAGCAGCGCCGAAGACGCAGCAAGCUGAAGGCCGGCAAAGUUCUGGCCACUUCGCUCGUCUGCUGCCUUGCGGCACAAAUACGGCAAAGCCUACAUCACUGGCGCUCCGGAGUCGCGAGGCAGCAAGCUGCAGGUGUCAUUGCAAAGGCUGCCCAAGGCUGGCUGUCUCGGCGGUGUGCAUACAGAGCUGCGAAGCUCUUCCAUGCCCUUCGCUGCGCUGAAAACCAGCGGAGCUUCAGGCUGACGCGAAGACACUUUGCAGCCUGGACCUGGAAAUUGGAAUUUUAUCAGCGAUGGGCGAAGCGUGAGGAAGACUUAGCUCUAACGUCCCUCGACGCUGUCGAGAAGCAACGUGACUUCUGGUGCCUAUUUCCAAGCGAUGGAAAGACUGCAGUCGCCAAGGCCCAAUUCGAUUGGUUCAAGAAGCGCUUGGCGUGGCUGGCAUGGGUGAUUGCAAUGUCCAUAGAGCGCAAAACAUAG
This is a messenger RNA of Symbiodinium sp. CCMP2456, 897 nucleotides long. NCBI's taxonomy places the organism in Eukaryota, Dinophyceae, Suessiales, Symbiodiniaceae. The record is from the annotation of a GenBank genome assembly.